AUGACUGUAGACACAGCUAACCAUCAAAUCCAGUCCAAUGGAUCUCAGCCUCUAGACAAAAUCUUCUCUGAAAAUGUGCUGGCCAAGGUCCUCCGCGUGGCCGUCGAGGCAUUAAAAAAUAAUGACCCUCCGACCGAGUACCCGGAAUUCGUCCCUCAAAAAGGCGCCUCGACAGGCAGCUACAUCCUCCGCGAAUCCUCCUUCUGGACCUGCGGCUUCUUCCCGGGGCUGUUGUAUCUCCUCCUCGAACGAGCAAUCCGAUACCCCUCGACCUUUCCAUACCUCGGACACAACCACAACCUCGAUCCAGCCAGCCUGCGAGACCACCUCCUCACCCUCUGCACCAAAUGGACCACCCCCAUCUACCCCAUGUCCCUCCGAACAGACACCCACGACCUAGGCUUCAUCCUUGCCCCCUCCCUCCGCCGCUCCUGGGAACUCACCUCCAACACGGCCAGUCUCCAGGCCCUGCUAACCGGCGCCCAAAGCCUGGCCUCGCGCUUCGUCCCCUCCACCGGCGCAAUCCGCAGCUGGGACGCCCUUCGCCAGUCCGACGUGGAAAUCACUUCCCUAGAGACUGACUGCCUCGUCAUCAUCGACAGCAUGAUGAACCUCGAUCUUCUCUUCUACGCUGCUGCGCAUCUCGGCCCGGAGCUCGCGGCUAUCGCGACCACGCACGCGAAAACGCUCAUUAACUCCCAUCUCCGACGGGAAAGUAUAGCAGGGAAAGAGGCCUACUCCACCAUCCACGUCGUCAACUUCGACCCUGCCACGGGGGCAAUCAAAGAGCGCCGUACCGCACAGGGGUACUCUGCUACCUCAACGUGGGCGCGCGGGCAGGCGUGGGCGAUUACCGGGUAUGCGCAGACGUACGCCUGGACGAAGGACAGGCAGUUCCUCCACGUCGCCGUUGGGUUGGCUGAAUACUUCCUUGCAAGGCUGGAUGAGGCGCCGGCUUGUGUGGAGAAGAUGGUGGAUGGGAGGAUGGUGGGCAGGUAUGUGCCGCUGUGGGACUUUGAUGCGCCUGUCGACAAGGCGAAUCCGUUGCGGGAUUCCUCCGCUGGAGUGAUUGCCGCAAAUGGGAUGUUGUUGCUCUCGCAGGUGUUUGUUGGGGAUGACGAGGGGCUCGCGCGGCGGUUCAGAGAUGCGGCGAUGAGGAUCGUGAGUGAGACGGUGGAGUUUUCGUAUUCGAGGGAGGAGGCGAGGUUGGUCAAGGGAGGAAAGCAGGUGGAGGAUGUGUCUGGGGAGCGAUUUGAUGCGAUUCUGCGCAAUGCGACGGCGAACCACAAUGCAAAGGAUCUGGAUCGAUACAGUGACCAUGGGCUUGUGUAUGCGGAUUACUAUCUGCUGGAGUUUGGGAAUCAGUUGUUGAAGCUGGGAUUGAUAUAG
Messenger RNA from Aspergillus pseudoviridinutans, 1389 nucleotides. RefSeq names its product glycoside hydrolase family 88 protein. The record is from RefSeq and is a predicted model, not a curated record. The transcript is spliced from 2 exons. The coding region runs from base 1 to 1389 and encodes 462 amino acids. NCBI's taxonomy places the organism in Eukaryota, Fungi, Ascomycota, Eurotiomycetes, Eurotiales, Aspergillaceae. Gene Ontology annotation, molecular function: chondroitin hydrolase activity. Gene Ontology annotation, biological process: polysaccharide catabolic process.